This is a messenger RNA of Cylindrotheca closterium, 1704 nucleotides long. NCBI's taxonomy places the organism in Eukaryota, Bacillariophyta, Bacillariophyceae, Bacillariales, Bacillariaceae. The record is from the annotation of a GenBank genome assembly.
AUGGCGUCAGCAAUUACCAUCCAAUCCACUCACCACUUGGUAGUGGAAGCCAUUCAUCCUCCUAUUUCCAGUUAUGCCAUUCGGCUUCAACAACAACGACAACAACGACAACAACACUAUGGUGAAUUCCGAACAACAACAGACAAUAUUCGAAAGCGAAGGCUUCAGGAAGCGCUCAUGACUCAUCUCAAAGAACGAACCUUAUUGCAACAACAAUCUUCUGCUUCGUCUGCAACGACCUUGUUUGAAAUUCCUCCACUUCCCAUUACCACCACCACCACCAUGUAUUGUUACCAAAAUGAAAUUGGUCUCUACGAAUUGAAUACGGAAAUGGCAUCAUCAACAACUUCGUGUCAAACUAUCUUUACCUCCUUGGGUGGAGAAGACGAUGACAACAACAACAACAACAAUAAUAACAACAACAAUGACAAUUUCCCAGACUCGACUCGCAAACUGAAUCUAGGAGUCAUCCUCAAAACAAUGGCAUGGUUUACCAUGGGUGCCCUCCUUACCAUUCCCUUUACCGAAUUUGUAUUGGAUCCCUUGGCACUCCUGUGGGGAACCCUCUUUGUGGGAUGGUUGUCAUCCCAUCAUUAUCAUCAUCAUCAUCAUCAUCAUCAGAAUCAUCAACAUGACGAAGAUGCAUCCUCCUAUUAUUAUAAUGACCAUGAGCAUCAUCAUCAUCAUCAUCAUCAGGACUGCAACAACAACAACUAUCCAACAACAAGUCAAACGAUGAUGCCGCAGCAAGGUAAUGAACAAGAUGUAUACUAUCCUGGAUAUACCGAUCGACAAUACUUCAUGACACAAGAAGAAGAAGAUGAUGAAAUGGAAGUAGAGGAGGAGGAGGAGGAGGACGAACAAGCUGGUGAACAAGCUGGUGAACAUUUUGUUGGUGAAUAUACCCAAAUCGCAUCGCAUCAUCUUCCCUUUCACUACGCCCAACAACCACAACAACAGCAACAGCAACAACAACAACAACAACAACAACAACAGCAACAAUCGCCACCAAGAGGAGGAGGUCUAAAGAGACGUGGUAGCCACCGCCGUAAUCGUCCUCGUCGUAGCAUUACCUUUUGUGGCAUUCAAGCGGGAAUGAUUGUUCUGGGCAAUUGGAUGGUCCGGGGUUUGGUGCUGCUGCUGCUUUCCAAUAGCAGCACCACCACCACCAGCAGCCAAGAAGGAAAAUACCAACAACUCGACAACAUGAUUCCAUCUUGGCUCGCCGUCUUUUCGUUUCCCCUCCAAGUGGCAUCGGUCCUUUGUUCCAUGGUGGUCCAAUAUCGAAUUCAACAAUAUCAUCAUCAUCAUCAUCAUCAUAAUAAUAAUGAAGAUGAUUCUACGACUAAUCAAAUGGGAAAAGGUCCUGAUGAUCAUGAUUGGCAGUCCACCACCAAUGCGUUGUUGCCAAAACAAUCGCAACGACAACAACGACAACCACAGCAUUUCAUUUCCCAUUGGCUGAGAUAUUCCAUGGAUCAUGCUGCCAUUCUAGUACCCAUUGCCGUUUGGGUGUUGGAAUUCUUUGCAUCGGAUUCCAAUUGGCUUUGGAAUAUUCUACAAACAGUCUUUAGUCGGCAUUAUCAUCACAAAAAUGCUAUUGUGUUGGGAGGAUAUGCUACCUUCUUUGGUCCCUUUCAUCAGCAACCACCAGCAGCAGCAGCAGAAGCAGCAGCUCUUUGCACUCUUGGGAUUGGAAUGUGA